AUGUCAAGGCUUCCUCUUAAGUCUGCUACUGCCAUGAAGGCGUCCAACGGUCCUUUUCCGCCGGAUGAAUCUGAAGCUCUGACUCUCUCGGCGAAGCUCGCAGCCAUCCGCAUUGAGGAAGCUGCGAAUGAUAGCAGGAAGGGUAAGGAGAAAGUUAUUUUCAAGGAUGCUGUUUCUGACGCUGCUCCUGAUGGGGAAGAUGUAUCCCAUGGCGAUGAGGAUGAUGAUUCACGCGACAAUGCUGAGGAUGGCUCGGGUCCAUCGGGGGUUUCUCACCUGCUCAACGAUGAAGACGAUGGGCUUAUUGCCUAUGAUUCUGACGAGGAGGUUGAGGAAGCGUCAAAAGGGGAGAUCGCGUCACGCUCUCGUUUCCCGAUCACCCUUCUGAUCCCUGAAGAGUUUUUGCUGGAAGUACCUCGCACACAAGCAACGAUCAAGGGAUUGGUGGGGAUAUGGAAGGAUGAGCUGUCAGAUGGGGCUCUGGUCACCACGACGUACCAGCAGCUGUCGUCCGGUUUCCUGUACAAGAAGUAUUAUGGUCGCAUGCAAGUUACUUUUGACAAGGCAUCUGAUGCUAACUUUGUGUGGCGUAAUCAGCUGAAGGAGUUUCGCACGUUUCGCUGUCGUUUUCCACUUGCCUUUUUUACCAAGUACUCACACCGUUGCUGCGCAGCUGCUGCGACCACUGCAUCAGAUGCGACCAAGAUUAUCCUCAAGGACCCGUCCCUGGUGCUUAUUUCCACCAGUGGCAAUCGGGAGGAGUGGGUUUGCCUUCAGGACAGCUGCAAGAAGGCUCAUGGUUCGUCGUUCGAACAGGCUGCGCAUCACGCGCUGUCCCAGCGGCACCGUCAUGGGGUCCCGAAAGGAGGAGAGUCGCUCCGGUUGUUGAAGGGGAAGAUCAACCUCAAGCACCUGAAGAAGGAUUAUGGGGUGUAG
Molecule: messenger RNA, 936 nt
Organism: Closterium sp. Naga37s-1
Lineage: Eukaryota; Viridiplantae; Streptophyta; Zygnematophyceae; Desmidiales; Closteriaceae
Source: the annotation of a GenBank genome assembly